AUGGCAUCAACACAAUCUUAUAGCCUUCGUGCUGCUCCUGUUCAAAGUGUUCAGGAGCUCAUCAAAGAGCCCAUCCCUGCAGUCCCACAGCCAUUUAUCCUGGAUGAUCCGCAGCCUCCAAUUCUCUCAGCCAGCAGUACUCCCCUGCCACUACUCCCCACCAUUGACAUGAAACAUUUAAUUAUGAGUGAAACCGCAGGUUCUGAGCUGGAGAAGUUGCACUCAACUUGCAAAGAAUGGGGUUUCUUUCAGUUGGUGAACCAUGGAGUCAGCUCUUCACUUGUGGAGAAACUGAAAUCGGAGAUCGGAGAAUUUUACAAACUUCCCUUGGAAGAGAGAAUGAAAUACAAGAUGAGGCCCGGUGAUGUUGAAGGGUACGGGCAUCUUCCAAUCCGGUCAGAAGAUCAAAAACAUGACUGGGGUGAUAGGUUUUAUAUGAUAACCAACCCUAUACAUACAAGGAAGCCGUAUCUAUUACCAGAACUCCCUUCAUCACUAAGGGAUAGCUUGGAAUGUUACUUAGCGGAGCUGCAGAAACUAGCGAUGAUGCUUCUAGGGUUUAUGGCCAAAGCUCUACAGUUGGAGAAAGGAGAGAUGGAAGAGUUGUUUGAGGAUGGGAUGCAAUCAGUGAGGAUGACUUACUAUCCUCCAUGCCCACAGCCAGAGCUGGUUAUGGGGCUUACGCCUCACUCUGAUGCAACCGGCAUCACCAUCCUUCUCCAAAUUAAUGGAGUGGAUGGUCUCCAAAUUAAAAAGGAUGGGGUUUGGAUUCCUGUGAGCUUCCUUCCAGAUGCUCUUGUUGUGAAUGUAGGUGACGUUCUCGAGAUUCUGAGCAACGGGGUAUACACUAGCAUAGAGCACCGGGCAACAGUAAAUGCAGCAAAAGAGAGGAUCUCCAUUGCCAUGUUCUUCAAUCCCAGGGAUAGCUUGGAAUGUUACUUAGCGGAGCUGCAGAAACUAGCGAUGAUGCUUCUAGGGUUUAUGGCCAAAGCUCUAAAAUUGGAGAAAGGAGAGAUGGAAGAGUUGUUUGAGGAUGGGAUGCAAUCAGUGAGGAUCACUUACUAUCCUCCAUGCCCACAACCAGAGCUGGUUAUGGGGCUUACGCCUCACUCUGAUGCAACCGGCAUCACCAUCCUUCUUCAAAUUAAUGGAGUGGAUGGUCUCCAAAUUAAAAAGGAUGGGGUUUGGAUUCCUGUGAGCUUCCUUCCAGAUGCUCUUGUUGUGAAUGUAGGAGACGUUCUCGAGAUUCUGAGCAACGGGGUAUACACUAGCAUAGAGCACCGGGCAACAGUAAAUGCAGCAAAAGAGAGGAUCUCCAUUGCCAUGUUCUUCAAUCCCAAAUUCUCACUGCACUCAACUUGCAAAGAGUGGGGUUUCUUUCAGUUGGUGAACCAUGGAGUCAGCUCUUCACUUGUGGAGAAACUGAAAUCUGAGAUCGGAGAAUUUUACAAACUUCCCUGGGAAGAGAGAAUAAAAUACAAGAUGAGGCCCAGGGAUUUUGAAGGGUAUGGGCUUUCCCCGAUCCGGUCAGAAGAUCAAAAACUUGACUGGGGUGAUAGGUUUUAUAUGACAACCAACCCUAUACAUACAAGGAAGCCGUAUCUAUUACCAGAGCUCCCUCCAUCGCUAAGGGAUAGCUUGGAAUGCUACUUAGCGGAGUUGCAGAAACUGGCGAUGAUGCUUCUAGGGUUUAUGGCCAAAGCUCUAAAGUUGGAGAAAGGAGAGAUGGAAGAGUUGUUUGAGGAUGGGAUGCAAUCAGUGAGGAUGACUUACUAUCCUCCAUGCCCACAACCAGAGCUGGUUAUGGGGCUUACGCCUCACUCUGAUGCUACCGGCAUCACCAUCCUUCUCCAGAUUAAUGGAGUGGAUGGUCUCCAAAUUAAAAAGGAUGGGGUUUGGAUUCCUGUGAGCUUCCUUCCAGGUGCACUUGUUGUGAAUAUAGGAGACAUUCUCGAGAUUCUGAGCAACGGGGUAUACACUAGCAUAGAGCACCGGGCAACAGUAAAUGCAGCAAAAGAGAGGAUCUCCAUUGCCAUGUUCUUCAACCCCAAAUCCUCAGCUCAGAUUAAACCUGCAACCAGUCUGAUAAAUCCUCACAAUCCGUCAUUGUUCAAACAAGGAUACAUGACUGUUACUUAUCGUAGUUGCAGGAACUUUGCGUUGACGCUUGUAGGGUUUAUGGUCAAAGCUCUAAAUUUGGACAAGAGACGGAUGGAAGGGUUGUUGAUUUGA
This is a messenger RNA of Vitis vinifera (wine grape), 2232 nucleotides long. RefSeq lists its product as uncharacterized. The record is from RefSeq and is a predicted model, not a curated record. The transcript has 11 exons. NCBI's taxonomy places the organism in Eukaryota, Viridiplantae, Streptophyta, Magnoliopsida, Vitales, Vitaceae. Bases 1 to 2232 code for a protein of 743 amino acids.